This is a messenger RNA of Coccidioides immitis RS, 798 nucleotides long. RefSeq lists its product as uncharacterized. The record is from RefSeq and is a predicted model, not a curated record. The transcript has 5 exons. Lineage: Eukaryota; Fungi; Ascomycota; Eurotiomycetes; Onygenales; Onygenaceae. Bases 1 to 798 code for a protein of 265 amino acids.
AUGGCUCGCAAUCUGGCUUCCAAGGCGAUUUUCGCGUUAAAUGGGUUUUCGGAACUGGCAUGGCUUCAUGAGAUAAUAUUGCGAGGUCGCGAGAUAUUUCAAGAGACAAUCGCUGUAUAUGAAUCUUUUAUAUCCGGGGUUAUUGCAACGAAAACAGAGUAUCUCAAAAUACGACUGAACGGGGACAAUCGUUCAAGGACGCGAUUUAGAGCAACAAGAUCCCUCGAUCUUGAAUGCUCCGAAGCCCCCCGAAAAUCAUUUGUGGUGCAUCUCAAUUUACGAUCCUGGGGCAGCCGUCACAUCGAUUUGCGACUUAGUAUGAAACGAAAUCGGGAGCUUCGGCAGGGCAAGACGCCUCAGAAACGGGAUUCUCUUGCGAGGAGAACAAAAGAUCCCCCGCACGAAUGCCACUCCCAGAGGAGAUUCCGCAUGGAGAUAAUUGUUCAGGCCACUCAAGCACCUCACAGUGAUCUGUUCAGAAUCUUGGUUUGGGAGAAAAUCAUCACUACUGGGCCGAAGAUAUCCCUGAAAAGCUGGCCUCAUUCCUGCUGGUCUUUGGACUUGCUGCUUGCUCAAAUCAAACCUCAGCCAUCCUCUUCGAAAACCCAUCGCCAAAAUGGGUAUUGCGAUCCCAGCCGUCCCCAGAAAACUGAAUUUCAGGGUCGUCAUCCAUCGACUAGCCCCGAUUUCACCUUUUUCGGGCAAGAUAUCCAGGGUUUUGGGUACGAGCUGCCCACGAAAGCCAGCCGGCAAGGUUUUGAGGGUUUCGACUGGACGGGAAAUGGAAAAAGAUUUUGA